Cyclocybe aegerita is the source of this 1692-nucleotide messenger RNA. The record is from the annotation of a GenBank genome assembly. Lineage: Eukaryota; Fungi; Basidiomycota; Agaricomycetes; Agaricales; Hemipholiotaceae.
AUGUCAGACGAAGGCUGGAGCGAAGGCAGCGACGAAGGAUCGGAUUUUUCACCAGAAUCCGACUACGAAGACGCGUCGUUCGCGUCGAAAUCCAAGUUCUCCUCUUCUCUGAAGGGUCACUCUCUUCGCAAGAAGGCGAAUCCUCAACGAAAUGACGCGUCUUCCUCUUCGACUCCAGUUGAGGCAGGUGCCCCGAGUUUGAUGCGGUGCAGAUCCACCCACACCAUUCAAGAUCCUGCAGCAAUGCGUACUGCGCUUCUUAGGUGGUACAAGACCGUGCAUGAGACACGUGGGAUGCCGUGGCGACGGCCAUAUGACCCCAAUCUGGGCAUCGAGGAGCGUGCUCAGCGGGCGUACGAGGUGUGGAUCUCCGAGAUAAUGCUUCAGCAGACGCAGGUUGCUACAGUUAUCCCAUAUUACAAUCGAUGGAUGGAGAAAUUUCCGACUGUCCGUGAUCUCGCUGCUGCCACGAUAGACGAGGUCAAUGCCCUAUGGAAAGGCCUCGGGUAUUACAGCAGAGCAAGUCGCCUGCUCGCGGGCGCGCAAAAAGCGCUGGAGGUUUAUGGCGGUAAAUUGCCGGACAACGCCAAAGACAUGGAGGCUAAUAUCCCUGGCAUUGGUCGGUAUAGUGCCGGAGCUAUCUGUUCCAUCGCUUACGGCGAACAAGUUCCCGUGCUGGACGGGAAUGUUCACCGUCUGUUGAGUCGAAUACUCGCGCUCCAUGGACCCCCAAAAUCGAAGCAGACGCUUGACGUUCUCUGGACUGGGGCAAAGACGAUGGUUGAAAUAGAUUCGCAGUCUUUGUGCAGAAGCGAAGACCCACCCCCUGACUCUGACAGCCCGCAAUACCCAGGGGACAUAAAUCAGGCAAUGAUAGAAUUGGGUAGCACCGUUUGCAAAGUUCGCGAACCGGAGUGUGGGUCAUGCCCUCUGCGAGCGUGGUGCUCUGCCUACCGAAAAACCACACCAGAAGACGAGCAGGCCACUAGUGUGGUCGAUAUCGAAGAUGUUUGUCGAUUAUGCGAACCCCUCAUGAGCUCCGAAGGCGUCACCUCUUAUCCCAUGAAAGCCGACCGCAAGAAAGCCCGUGAAGAGACAGAUGUCGUCAACGUCAUUGAAUGGCGUUCGAGGGCUACACCAUCGGAUCGACGGUUUCUACUGGUCAGGCGACCCGAAGGAGGUUUAUUGGCCGGUCUAUACGAGUUCCCAGCUUCUGUGAACGUCUCUAAAAGCAUGACCCGAGCUUCUCAAGAGAAAUUGCCUGCCUCCAUCCUUUCGAAACUCGUUCAUGGCGGUUCUUCUCUAACCAAAUCCCAGCAGACUAGGAAAGCAAACACCCAAGAUGAAAAACACGAGCAAGUACUAACUAUUACUAAGAUAACUCCAGUUGGGGAGGUACUGCACGUCUUUUCUCACAUCAGAAAGACGUACAAGGUGCAGUGGGUCGUCUUGGAAGGCGGUGCUGAACCACCUCCGCCUCUCGAGGGCUCUUCGUUGGACGAAGAGCGGCCAAAAAAGAAACCCAAGAGGGAGAACGCCGGCAAGGGUCCUGUCAACGUCAAAAACGACAAACGCGGCCCGAAGGGAGCCGUUUGGACGCCCAUCGACCAAGUUCUGGAGGCGAACAUGGGAAGCGGCGUUGUCAAAGUGUGGAACCUGACGAAGGAAUUGUGGGAGAAGGAGGCGAGAUAG